UUCUCAUAGUUUUAAAAUGUCCCUUAAGUAUGCUGUGGCUCAGCUUCCUUGUCUUGCAAUAAGGUGUCUUUUCUUGUAUCUAAAAUGGCUCAAGAACGUUACUGCUAUUGAACAUUACUGCUAUCGCUCUGUUUUACUUCGUCUUUCUACGACUAAAUCUCUGUCUGCUCUUCUUAACCCAUUCAUUCCUUUCUUUUCUGCUCAUCAAGAUGUUACUUUCUAAGGAGCCAGUGGAGAGCUCAGAACAAAAGCAAGAAGGAAGAGCUUACUAAUGCUUCCCUAGAAAUAGCCCUUAGCAGAGUUGUGGUCCUGUCUGUUCUAGUUACAAUGUCCAGAAAGUGGAGCAGGAUUACUUCAUCCAAGACAAGCAUUGCUUCCUCAACCUAAACCUAUUUCACUGCUUAUCCCAGAAGAAAGCAUUCAUUUUUAAAGGGAAAAGGAAUGAAAAUGUUGACUUACCUGUCUGAAGAAGCGUAUACGAAGCUGGAAGUCAGUCAAGAAAGACACCUGGUGUGAACACAGAGCUUCCUUUGGAGUGGAGACAAAAAGGAACCAGAGUGAAAUCAAAGGGGAUGACAGAGCCAGGAGAACUUGAGCGUAGAGCAACCCCCUGUUUGAAUGGUGGGGCUGAUGUAGCUUGGCCACCAUGAGAACCAUGAAGGUGUAUAAUGGACAGAUUAGUACUACAGAAUGCCCCAACUCCUGGGCAACAGCAGUUCCCAUGAAGAGGCUGCGGUGUCCUAUGCAGCAGGAUCCAUCGUCUCCAUUGUUGUCUUCAUCAUAGUUUUCAUGAUAGGUGUCCCAGGCAAUGGGUUGGUGAUCUGGGUUGCUGGUCUGAAAAUGAAAAGGUCUGUGAACAUUAUCUGGAUCCUAAACCUUGCUGUGGCCGACUUCAUGUGCUGCUUGUCCUUGCCUUUUUCCGUCGUUCACCUGGCCCUCCAUGAACACUGGCCACAUGGUUGGUUCCUCUGCAAGGUCAUUCCGUCGGUCAUCAUCUUCACCAUGUUUGCUAGCGUCUUCAUCCUCGUGGCCAUCAGCAUCGACCGCUGCCUCCUGGUGAUGAAACCUGUCUGGUGCCAAAACCAUCGAACGGUCAAAUUUGUCUCGCUGCUCUGCAGCUGCAUUUGGAUCCUGGCCUUCAUCUUCUGCUGCCCCGUCCUUCGCUACCGUGAGACGAACACUCAAGAUGGCAAAACCGUGUGCGGGUACAAUUUUGGAGACGAGGGAGUGCAAGAUUAUCUGAAUGAUUCCGUAAACGAGUUAUUAGCCUACGAUGGUAACGACUCAGGGGUAAUUUUUUACGAAAGUGAUUAUUCUGUCCCCUUUGCCGUAACGGUAAUAAAUAGCACCAGGGCUGCCCUUGGCUUUGUGCUCCCCUUCGGCAUCAUGGCGUUUUGCUACGCCCUGAUCGCUCUCCGAAUGCGCGCCGAUCGCUUUCACAAGCCACGCAACAGGAUGCUGCAAACAAUCACGCUGGUGGUGGCCGCCUUCUUCAUCUGCUGGGCUCCCUACCACGUGGUCGGGCUUCUGCUCCUCGUGCCGAGGCUGAGGGAGUCCUUGAGCUUCUGGGAUCACCUCUCUAUAGCCUUUGCGUACGCCAACAGCUGCAUCAACCCUGUGCUUUACGUUUUUGUGGGACGGGACUUCAGGGCAAAGGCCCGGCAGUCACUGCAAGGCAUCUUGGAAGGUGCCUUCACUGAGGAACCGACGCGUUCCAGCCCUUGCUCCCCCGACAGAAGCAAGACUUCAACAGAGAAGGAUGUCAGCAGCACAGUGUAACGCGCGACUUCACGUCACCCCUGUAGAAAGAGUGAGCUAUGGCCCCCCCCCCAAUCAAUCACUCUCCACGUUGCAGCUUUUUUUUUUUUUCCUCCCAACACAUUUGAUGACCCUGCAGAUCUCACACCGAGAUGGCUCAAGUCAAAACAGCUCGACCCCCUUUAUGUCCUGCUCUAGAGAGAUGGGGAGUUGGGGAGAGUUAUAACCUGAGGGAAGACUCGAGUGAAGUAGGAGACACGGAGUACGUUAACCUUUAGAGAAGAAAGCAGGCUCGCAGAAGAAUUUGUGGUGAGAUCAAGCAAUUUAACCUCUGAAUUUCUAGAUGAUAAUGUUAUUGGAGUUAUUUGCAUACGUCUUAUGUUCUGUAUCUCCUGUCUCUGA
Molecule: messenger RNA, 2160 nt
Organism: Calidris pugnax (ruff)
Lineage: Eukaryota; Metazoa; Chordata; Aves; Charadriiformes; Scolopacidae
Product: C3a anaphylatoxin chemotactic receptor-like
Exons: 2
Coding region: 691-1779 (362 amino acids)
Biological process (GO): positive regulation of cytosolic calcium ion concentration; phospholipase C-activating G protein-coupled receptor signaling pathway; inflammatory response
Cellular component (GO): plasma membrane
Molecular function (GO): G protein-coupled receptor activity; complement component C5a receptor activity
Source: RefSeq, a predicted model, not a curated record